AUGUUGAGUGAAGAGUUUGAUUUAAUGAAUCCAUCGUAUGCACGUCAACCAUAUCAAGAUAUGACGAAACCAUUGACAGAUUAUUACAUAAAUACAUCUCAUAAUACAUAUUUAUUUCAAAGUCAAGUUUAUGGUGACAGCAACGCUGAAGCAUAUAAUCGUGUUUUGUUAAAAGGAGGACGAGCUGUUGAGCUUGAUUGUUAUGAUGGUUAUGAUGGCAGACCGAUUGUUAAGCAUGCUUGGACCUUACAAAAAGAAAUGGCACGCGUUCUAAAAGAAAUAUUACAAGAAUAUCUUCUAACAGAAGCCUUACCAACCACGAAUCCAUCUGUAUUGCCAUCACCAGAAGCUUUAAAAAAGAAAGUUUUAAUACGAAGUAGACAGAUAGCACAAGCUACGAAAGCAACAGAAACGCCGCCAACAACAGAAACGCCGCAAGAAGAAGAUGAAGAUGAUUCGCCAGCUGAUCCAUUGAGUGAAUUGACGGAUCUUGAUUUUGCACAACUUCUGAUUUAUAUGCGGAAUGUCCCGUUUCGUGGCCUUGAAUAUGCCCAGACUCACUCUGCGAUGAAUUAUCAAACAUUUGAUGAACACAUGCGAUUGAACUAUGGACGAUUUUUAGACAACGGAGGAUGCGGUUAUGUUUUGAAACCCGAUUUUCUCACUAAUCCUGAUAGUGGAUUUAAUCCAUUUUCAUGUGAUGUCGCUAAUCCAGGAACCUCAACGUUAUCUUCUAUUCACGAUAAACCGUGGCAUUUAACCUUAACAAUAAUAAGCGCACAAUAUUUAGUAAAUACAGCCAUUAAAGAUUUAAUUGAUCCGUAUGUACGCGUUUACACACAUGGUGUUCCAUGCGAUAACCAAAAUCAAAAGACAUGUGUUAUUAACAAUAAUGGUCUUAAUCCUAUGUGGAAUCAUCGAAUGGAAUUUGAUAUCGCUGUACCGCAAUUAUGCUUGAUUCGAUUUGUUGUUCUUGACAGUGACAAAUUUAGUUCGGAUGAUAUUGUUGGACAGUACUGUGUACCCAUGAACACAAUUCAAAAAGGCUAUCGUCAUGUUCGUUUACGUGAGGAAGAUGAUGAUCUCUCACACUCAACACUAUUUGUUCAUGUUGAUAUUCAACAACAUAACGAAAAUAGUUCUCGUGCUUCGCUUUAA
This is a messenger RNA of Didymodactylos carnosus, 1158 nucleotides long. The record is from the annotation of a GenBank genome assembly. NCBI's taxonomy places the organism in Eukaryota, Metazoa, Rotifera, Eurotatoria, Philodinida, Philodinidae.